This is a messenger RNA of Talaromyces stipitatus ATCC 10500, 1844 nucleotides long. RefSeq names its product cytochrome c heme lyase, putative. The transcript is spliced from 3 exons. Gene Ontology annotation, molecular function: holocytochrome-c synthase activity. Bases 141 to 1136 code for a protein of 331 amino acids. Gene Ontology annotation, cellular component: mitochondrion. The record is from RefSeq and is a predicted model, not a curated record. Gene Ontology annotation, biological process: cytochrome c-heme linkage. NCBI's taxonomy places the organism in Eukaryota, Fungi, Ascomycota, Eurotiomycetes, Eurotiales, Trichocomaceae.
CGCUCCGCAAGGCGAAAAAAAGUUGACAACGACUUUCUUGAAGCGCUUUGCAUCCGAUUCUUCUCUUCACUCGCCUGUACAUCAUUAUACUUCUGCAGCCAUUGUAUAGUUUUCAUCUUAAUUAUUUUAUAUCGACGACAAUGGGUUGGUUUUGGGCAGAUACCGAGCGGCCGGCCGCUGUGCCUGUUAAUAAUACUGCUACCACUAUCUCGGCGACACCACCACCUGGAUGUCCCAUGCACGUAGCAGGCUCUUCAUCUUCUGGGGUCGAAACACCUCUACCAAGCGCAUGUCCAGUUAAAAGAUCGCCCAAUUCACCAUUCUACACUCCCUCAUCGGAAACCACUCGUCAACAACCCCAAGAACAAGCUUCAGCAAAUACAAGCGGCAAAUCAAAAAUAAACCCUCUCAAUUAUAUGUUCAGUUUUAUCUCUCAAGAACGCGCCCCAACUCAAACAGUCGAUCUACCAGUCGAGCGCGAAAUCUCCUCAAUCCCACGCGCCGACAAUGCCGGCGAGAAAUGGGAAUAUCCCUCCCCGCAACAAAUGUAUAACGCCAUGCUUCGCAAGGGGUAUACCGACACCCCGCAAGAUGCGGUUGAAUCCAUGGUCGCAGUCCACAAUUUCUUGAACGAAGGUGCUUGGGCGGAGAUUGUGGAAUGGGAACAGAUUUUCGCGAAGGGGUUGAAGAGUGGAUGGGAAAAGUGUCGAAAGGGGAAUGAGAAUUUGGCGAUUGAGUUGGCAAAGGAGAGGUUGUUGUGUGAGAAGAAAAUUGAGGAUGGGGAGGAGUUGGAGCCGUGUUUGGUGCGGUUUCAGGGAAGACCGCAGGAUUUGAGUCCCAAGGCUAGGAUUAUGCAGACGUUGGGAUGGCUGUACCCUGCUAAAUUUGGAACCGAACCACCCUUUGACAGACACGACUGGUAUGUAUCUCGACGCACACCCUCCGGAACAACAAAAGAAGUCCGCUACGUCAUCGACUACUAUUCUGGACCUCCAGAACCAACCGGUGAACCUGUUUUCUUCCUCGAUAUCCGUCCAGCCGUCGAUACUCCAACAGCUGCCGUGGAGCGUUUGAUGCGUUGGGGCGGUGACGUUUGGUAUAGGGCUAGUGGUGGUCAAGCACGAGAGAAUAAAUGAUCGCCCAGUAUUCGCUCUUAUACCGACCUUAUUCGAUGGUUACUCAAAACUCGCUCGUCUCGAGUUCCCUUUCUUCAAUUGAACUACUUAAUGCAUACUCGGGCUCGGCGUCCUUCUGUUCGAUUUUUGAUAUGAUUAUUCGGUUACGGAUUUCCUCUUCUUUGCCCUUGUAUAUUAUUUGUCUGUACGUUUUGCCAUUGUUGGGACCUCACAUCUCUUAUUUAUUUUCAUGUCUGUGUACAGUAGAUUAACUAAUGUUGAGUAUGUGUAUACAUAUACCGAACUCUUCGUUUCUAGGAUAUUUGUAAGCUAUAGAUAUCUAGGUAAUGGUAAAAAGUAUGAAAGGAGUGAGUACGCUCGUAAUUGCAUAUUGCUAUGUACAUAGAAUCAAAGACCUGUAUAACGCCAAUCCAAUGAUUGAUUGAUUGCCUGUAUGAUGUUCGAGCAUACAUUAUAUAUAAUGUUGUAUAGUUUAUUAUGUGCAGGAAAGCACCCAAUGUGCACGUGUGCCGAUAUUAAGGAUCGUCAAGCUCAGAUAUUCGGCGCCAACAAAUCAUAUUUGACGCAGUUUUCGACACUUUCCAGACUGGCCUGGAGGAAUGUGCGUGCUUCAAGACCAAACCAUACUCGGAGCAUGGAUGUGUCACCGUGACACACGUCUUGUAGUAAUGUUGUGCCUGAACCGAGUUGGCGUAAGAUUGGAAGGGC